AUGACCUCCUACUUAUCCUACUUCACCUCGCACAACUCGAGUGCACCGUCGUCCCAAGCCUCGACUCCUGGCACUACAUCGACAUGGUCGAGCACUUUUACCUCACGCAUAGCGACUCUGCGGAAGGCCCUGACGAAAGAUUCGGAGGAAGACGAUCCAGACAAUGAAGAUUGCUCUCACAUCUCGAACGUGCUACGGGCUUAUUACACGGAAAAGGGACGACCGUUCCCGGAGUGGCUCCCACCGGAUCCCAAGAAGCCGGUCGUUGCUCCUCAUCAACCUGAAGCGGCGUAUGGACAAUAUGCGGGUGCGUACGGAUCUCAGUACGGUAUUCAGCAGACACAUUCCAGGGGCUCUUCUGGAGGACGAGGAGGCGGUCUAUCUGAUCUCUGGGACUCUACGCCGGCUCCUGCGGCGCCGCCUUCUCAAAGCCUUCGGGCUGCUCGCAUCACACCGCACUCGCUACGCUCGCAUGAUUCCACCAGGUCUCAAUCCAGCGGUAGUGGUCAGACAGUACCCUAUGAUGCUCACAACCACGCACCACGGCCUUUACCCAGCCAGCGGGCAGGGAGUUAUCAGACGAAUGCCACUCCAGCAGCCCUAGGCUCUCGUGAUCGACUCCGCGCCCGUUUGCAAGGCGGCGGUAGCGGACGGAGCAGUCCUUCUGCCGGCUCAAGUGGUGGAGGGAGUGGUGCUCCAGGAUCGUAUGGUGCGCCAGGUGGUGGUUACGGAAGUCAAAACAGAAGUGGAUCGUCUCAACCCUACAUGUCGGCUUCAGAGCCUUGGUCUACAGGGGCCGCACCGAGCGGAGAAGCUUACGGCUAUGAUACUCACUCUUCCGGUGGUGGUCUUGCGUCGACCUCUUCACACCAAUACGGCGGUCGAGACUACCGGCAGCGUCCUGGAGGCCCAAGAUGA
Molecule: messenger RNA, 918 nt
Organism: Exophiala dermatitidis NIH/UT8656
Lineage: Eukaryota; Fungi; Ascomycota; Eurotiomycetes; Chaetothyriales; Herpotrichiellaceae
Exons: 1
Coding region: 1-918 (305 amino acids)
Source: RefSeq, a predicted model, not a curated record